UGAAUAGUAUAGUAUAUCCUUGCAGAAAGUCACAAAAGUGAACAGCUCAACUCCCUUAUCAACAUGUCUACACUGAUGGAGUAUAUUUUAAAAUAAACUUAUGUUUUUGGAGGCAUUUAAAUUGAAACUUAUAUAUAUAUAAUCCCCUCUACAUAUAUAUUUGCAGAGAAGCAAAAUUGAAAAACAAAAAUGGGAUUAAUGGAAUAUUACAAGCCCAUAAUUGUGAUGAUAGGAUGUCAGUUUCUGUAUGCAGGAACAAAUCUGUUUGUUAGAGCUGCCCUUUUGGAAGAGAUGAGUUCAAGUGUCUUUGUUGUUUAUAGACAAUUUAUUGGUUUCUUGCUUAUGGCCCCUUUUGCUUAUUUUUCAAGGAAAGGAAAAGAUGGUUGUCGUUUGAAGUGGAAGAGUUUUUGGUUAAUAUUUUUGCUCUCUUUUGUGGGUGUGACAGCUAACCACAACUCAUAUUACAUGGGCAUGACUCUUAUCACAACAUCAGUGGCAAGUGCGAUGUACAAUUUGGCGCCUGCCAUCACCUUUGUCAUGGCCUACACCAUGGGGUUAGAAAAAGUUGUCCGAAGCUGGGGUAGCAUUGCUAAGAUUAUUGGCACAGUUUUGUGUGUGAGUGGUGCUGCUGUGAUGGCCCUUCUAGAAGGUCCCAAAUUACUUGACACAAAAUUGGGAGAUGAUCACACAAGAUUGAUAGGUUGCUUGCUCGUCUUCGGCAGCUCAUGUUGCUGGUCCCUUGCCCUAAUUUUGCAAGCGCGUGUAAACGAGUACUACCCCGAUUAUGUUUCGAUGACGGCGUAUAUGUGCCUCAUGGCAUCACUGCAAUCUGGAAUCUUCACAGUGCUCGUGGAGCCAAGUACGAAUGUGUGGAAACUCACCACUCCGAUGCAAAUAUUCUCUUGCCUGUUCGCGGGCAUGACGUCAGCAAUAACCUUCUUCGCUCAAGCAUGGUGCGUUGCUAGGAGAGGGCCUCUUUUCUCAGCUCUGUUCCAGCCUCUAUGUACAGUUAUUGUAACAGUUUUUGGCUACAUCUUUUUGCAUGAAGACUUGUACACUGGAAGUGUGACAGGUGCAGUGGCAGUGAUAAUUGGACUAUAUAUAGUGCUAUGGGGUAAAGCAAAAGACAAUAAUAAUGAAGUGAAGGAAGAACAGAUCAAAACAUUGGAUUCCCAAAUUUGUGAAAGUUGCAAAAUUGAUUUGGUAGAGCCCCUUUUGCCUGAAAAAACAUCGAUAUUUUGAAUUAGAUGAUUCGAUCACGAUGUUUCCGAAAAAACUACGCGCUGACUCACGCUCGAUCCUUAUAAUUCGACAUCAUAUCAAUCAUCAUUUAUUCAAAAUUAGUCUAUUUUUCGAAUGAAGAUCUAA
Molecule: messenger RNA, 1368 nt
Organism: Salvia miltiorrhiza (redroot sage)
Lineage: Eukaryota; Viridiplantae; Streptophyta; Magnoliopsida; Lamiales; Lamiaceae
Product: WAT1-related protein At4g30420-like
Exons: 7
Coding region: 190-1242 (350 amino acids)
Cellular component (GO): plasma membrane
Molecular function (GO): transmembrane transporter activity
Source: RefSeq, a predicted model, not a curated record